Molecule: messenger RNA, 7464 nt
Organism: Pseudomyrmex gracilis
Lineage: Eukaryota; Metazoa; Arthropoda; Insecta; Hymenoptera; Formicidae
Product: fatty acid synthase-like
Exons: 19
Coding region: 124-7299 (2391 amino acids)
Biological process (GO): fatty acid biosynthetic process
Molecular function (GO): oxidoreductase activity; fatty acid synthase activity; 3-oxoacyl-[acyl-carrier-protein] synthase activity
Source: RefSeq, a predicted model, not a curated record
UCUAAACACACUGAAUCACUUUGUUCAAAUAGUGUGAACAAAAAAAUUACAGGUUUUAGUAAACCGUGGUUAGAAAACAUAAUUUUCGUAAACAUUCUGCCAGAUAAAUACAAUUAAUCAAUCAUGAUGGAUGAACAUAAAUAUGAAUCGUGCGCCGAUAUCGAUCCUGAGGAAAUUGUUAUUUCGGGCAUUUCUGGUACCUUCCCAGGUGCAGAUAAUAUGAAGCAGUUGCAAGAAUGUCUAUUUAAUAAAGUCGAUCUUCAGACAGACAAACAUAAGCGAUGGAAAUUUGAACAUUCGGACUUACCACGACGUAUGGGAGUGAUUAAUAAUUUAAACAAAUUUGAUGCGGACUAUUUUAAUAUGUGUGAUAUUCAAGCUCAUACAAUUGAUCCAUCACUUAGAAGAUUAUUGGAGCAUACUUAUGAAGCAAUUAUUGACGCAGGGAUCAAUCCAAUGCAACUACGAGAAAGAAAUAUUGCUACAAUUGUAGGACUAUCUUUUUCUGAGUCGCAAGAGAUACUUAUGUAUCGAGACUUGCAGAUUGGUGGUAUGAAUAUUGUUGGCUGUUGUAAAGCUGUAGUGGCAAAUUUUAUUUCCUAUAUGCUGGAUCUGAAAGGACCAUCUCAAGUAGUUGAUACCGCCUGUAGCUCUAGUCUUUAUGCUAUAGCAAUUGCUUGUUACUACAUCACAUCUGGUAAAUGUGAAGAAGCUAUUGUUGCUGCUGGAAAUUUGUGUCUACACCCGACACUGACUAUGCAAUUUUUUCGUCUUGGUGUUUUGUCACCAAUAGGUCAUUGCAGACCGUUUGAUGUAAACGCAAAUGGUUAUACUCGUAGUGAAACUACAUCGGUAUUAUAUCUUCAAAAGGCAAAAAACGCGAAAAGAAUUUAUGCUUUAUGCAAACAUAUUAAACUGAACAGCGAUGGAUUCAAAGAAGAAGGAAUAACAUACCCAUCGGAACGUGCGCAAACACAAUUAUUAACUGAAUUUUAUCAAGAGUGCAAGAUAUCGCCAACUAAUGUGGAAUACGUUGAAGCACACGGUACUGGCACAAAAGCUGGUGAUCCACCAGAAAUUGCUGCUCUCUCUAAUGUUUUCUGUAAAGAAAGAAAGACUCCGUUGUUAAUUGGAUCUAUAAAAUCCAGUCUUGGUCACGCUGAACCAGCCAGCGGUAUGAAUCAAAUCGCCAAGGCAAUAAUCGCAAUGGAAACUGGCUUUAUUCCACCAAUGAUCUACUAUACAUCACCACGACAGGACAUAGAAUCUUUCAGAAAUGGAACUAUACGUGUUGUCACGGAAUCAACGCGUCUUACAAACGGUUACAUAGCCAUGAACUCGUUCGGAUUUGGAGGAGCCAAUAGUCAUUUAUUAUUAAAGUGGAACCCUAAAAGAAAGAUCAAUAACAGUACACCAAAUGAUGAUUUGCCGAGACUUGUUACUAUAUCUGGACGCACUGAAGAAUCAGUGCGUUCGUUUUUAAAAGACAUCGCAAACUAUUCGUUGGACGUGGAGUAUAUUCGAUUACUGCAUGACGUUUAUGCUUAUAAUAUAGACAAUAAUUUAUGGAGAGGAUAUAUUGUACUGAAUAAAAUGCAACAAUGUUCGAUAAAAGAAAUUCAGGCUUAUAGAAAUGAUAAAAGACCUAUUUGGUUUAUAUUUUCUGGAGUGGGUUCACAAUGGUUUGAUCUAGGUCACCAUUUACUAAAAUUUUCCAUCUUUGCACGUAGUAUGGAAAUAUGCGAUAAUGUUUUAAAACCAUACAAUAUAAGCGUAACUUCCAUCAUGACAAUAAUAGACGAAAAGAUAGACAAAAGCCCUUUGAAUACAUUGAUCUGUAUCGUUGCAAUUCAGAUCGGAUUAGUAGAUCUUCUAACAGCUUUGGAACUUAUUCCGGAUAACAUGAUCGGAUAUUCUAUUGGAGAACUUGGAUGCGCUUACGCAGAUAAGUGCCUCACUAUUGAACAAACUAUUCUAGCAGCGUACUUGAUUGCUUCGGCAUGUGUCGAAAGCACUGUGCCUUGCGGAUCUAUGGCAACUGUCAAUCUCGAUUACGAAACUCUCAAAAAUAUAUGUCCAGCAGAUAUUGAAAUUGUAUGUCGCAACAGUCAGAAAAGCAACGUUAUAAGUGGACCCACAGAAUGUAUGCACGUGUUUAUAAAAAAAUUACAAGCUAAUAAUACGUAUGUGCAAGAAAUUUUCUGCAACAACAUACCUUAUCACAGUCAUUAUCUUGCAUCUAUCAAAGAUACACUUUUACAAAACUUAAGUCAACUAAUAUCACAACCUAAGAAAAGGAGCUCAAAAUGGAUCAGUACAUCUGUGCCUUCUGCUGAAUGGUCUACUCCAGCAGCACAAUUGUGCUCCGCUGACUAUCUCACGAAUAUCAUAAUGACUACUGUUCUUUUUGAACAAACAAUACGUAUAAUUCCAAAAACUGCCGUGACUGUCGAAAUUGCACCAACCAGCGUUUUGCAGCAUAUCUUGGAAGAAUCUCUUCAUCCACAAGUGACUAAUGUCGCGCUCACUCAUCGCACGACCGAAAAUCCAGUCGUUAUAAUGUUACAAGGAAUUGGAAAACUUUACAACUGCGGCUUGCAACCACAAAUUGCCGCUUUAUAUCCGCCCGUAGAAUUUCCAGUUAGUCGCGGGACUCCCAUGAUUUCUCCAUCUAUUAAAUGGGAUCACUCCAAAAACUGGAUUGUACCAUAUGAGAUACCAGAAUAUGAUAGCACCAAGGAGAUACUCGUCAAAAUACAUUUUGAUGAUGAUGACUAUGACUAUAUGACGGGUCAUGUAAUAAAUGAGAGAAACUUAUUACCAGCGAUGGGUUAUGUUGCACUUGUGUGGAAAACUAUCGGAAAAAUCAAAGGAGAAUUCUAUUUAGCAUUACCAGUAGUGUUCAGAGAUUUAAGAUUCGUUCGCGCUACUCAUUUAUCAACAAAUGAUAGUGUGGAGUUGACGAUCAGAUUUCACGAAGGAAGCGGAAAGUUCGAGAUAUGUGAAAGAGACACUAUCGUUAUGACAGGUGAGGUGUCCGUUGAAAUAGAUCUUGAGCAGGAAACCGCAUCAAUCGAUUUAUUACCAGAUAAUGAAGAAGAAGAAGAACACAUGAACACUCAAGAUAUUUACAAAGAAUUGAAAUUACGCGGAUAUCAAUACAGUGGUACUUUUCGUGGGUUACUUAGCGCAUCAAUAACGGGUAACAAAGGACACGUUGCUUGGGCAAGUAAUUGGAUUACGUUUAUGGACGCAUUGCUGCAACUGAAUAUAAUCGGAAAAGACACCAACAGUCUAUACGUUCCUACGAGCAUUCGAAAAAUAGUAAUUGAUCCGAUCGCUCAUAGCGCAAAACUACAAAACUAUGCACAAAUAAACAAGACGCAGAAUACUAAUAAAUUGCCAGUACGAAUAUAUAAAAACAUGAAUCUCAUAGUAUCUGGUGGCAUACAGAUUUGGGAUAUGAAAGCUACUUCGAUCAGCCGCCGAAAAAUAAACGCAGAUCCCGUUAUUGAGGAACACAGAUUCGUGGCGCAUCAAGAUCGUGAAAAGAUUUCUUUGCAUGAAGCAAUACGUAUAUCAACGCAAAUUGCACUGGAAGAUCAUCAAAUUACAAAAGUAAAAGCCAUCGAACUGGUAGAAGAUGCAGAUAUCGUGAGCACAGAAGAACUAGCAAUUUCGGCGAUAAUUGAAGCUUGCAAUAAUUUGCCGUUAGUACAGGCAAGUGUUACUCUAAUGACAUCGCUGACUCGUUUUAACGCAUCAGACUUGCCACCGAACGUAACAAUUGCGGAUUUAAAGAAACAUGUAGACACCAAAGUCUUAAUGGUUAUCGGAUUUAAUCUUUUGUCGAAGCGACGAUCACUAGAAAAACUUUUACUCUUUCUUGAAGAAGGUGGUUAUUUAUUAUCGCGUGAGAAACAUGACGUAACAGAAGUAACAGAAUCGUAUCGUGUCUUUUCUGCAUUAAUUGACAACGAUAAUCUAGAACAAUAUGGAUUAAAUGUUAUUCUUGAAAAACGUACUGAAAAAGAAAUAAUUGUGCUUCUAAAAAAACGAAUCACAAUCAAAGAAACAACUGUUGUUCAUAUUAACAAUAAUAACUUUGAAUGGGUGGAAAAAUUGAAGCUAUUUAUAGACGAGAAGGAAACAUUCGAUCAGAACAAAAGAAUUGUAGUUGUUAGCGAAGGCGAUUUCGACUGCGGUUUAUUGGGCUUUGUUAAUUGCUUGAGAAAAGAGCCUGGUGGCGAGCUCGUUAGAGGUGUGUUUAUUCAAGACGAGACUGCUCCAAAAUUUUCUUUGCAAGAUCCCCUCUAUGCGCAACAAUUGCAGAAAGAUAUGACAGUCAAUAUUUUGCGACCUAAUAAAACCUGGGGUUCUUAUCGACAUUUCUGUUUGCCAGCUCCGGAACCUGCAUUUGUUCCCGCUGCUUACGUGUGUCAAACGGAUCGUGGUAACCUAAGUACUUUUUGUUGGAUAGAGAAUGAUAUAUCCAUCGAUUCCCAUUGUGAUGAUUUAGUACGUGUAGUUUAUUCGUCCAUCAAUUUUAGAGAUGUAAUGUUGGCAACAGGAAAAUUAACUACUUUAGACAUCGAAAAGCGAUUCGAAAGUAUGUCUCUUGGAUUGGAAUACGUAGGAUUUGAUGCCAAAGGACAACGAGUAAUGGGAGUACGCGACAAUAAGUGCAUCGCAAAUGUCGUUUUGAAAAGUGAUUUACAAUGGGUCAUACCAGAUACUUGGACGUUCGAAGAGGCGGCUACGGUUCCUUGUGUAUACAGCACGUCGUAUUAUGCUUUAUAUAUUAAAGGAAAAAUGAGAAAGGGUGAUAAAGUACUUAUUCACUCUGGUUCCGGUGGCGUUGGACAGUCAGCAAUUCAUCUUGCCUUACAUGAAAAAUGUGAAGUAUUUACUACAGUAGGCACUGCUGAAAAAAGACAGUUUAUCCGAGAAAUGUUUCCGGCUAUUCCCGACGAUCACAUUGGGACUUCGCGCGACACUAGUUUCAAAGAGAUGAUUAUGCGCCAGACAAACGGUCGCGGUGUUGACAUAGUGCUGAAUUCAUUGGCGGAAGAAAAACUUAUAGCAUCUGUUCGUUGUUUAGCGCGUAAAGGUCGUUUCUUGGAAAUCGGAAAGUUCGACUUCGUGUCAAACAAUCUUUUAGACCUAUCAUUAUUUGGAAAAGGAAUUUCUUUUUACGGUGUUUUAUUGGAUUUGAUUUUAAAAAGAGAAAAACACAAACACAAGACCGAGUUACUGAAAUUAAUGGCUGAUGGUCUUAAGAAUGGUGUUAUCAAACCUAUAAAAGCUAAAGUUUUCCAACGAACAGAAAUCGAAAAAGCUUUUAGAUACAUGACAAGUGGAAAGCACAUAGGAAAGAUAAUUUUGAAUAUUCAAGAGACAGACAAAUGUCUUGUAAAUGCGCCGAUCAUCGCACAUCGUCGUUACUAUUGUCUUAGCGAUAGAACUUACAUCAUACUUGGCGGUCUAGGUGGCUUUGGAUUGGAAUUGACCGAAUGGCUGAUAUCUCGGGGUGCGAGAAAUGUCGUGUUAACUUCAAGAAGCGGAAUAAAAACUGGUUAUCAACGCCUAAAGGUCUCGUUAUGGAGAUCUUACGGCGUAAAUAUAACGAUUGUUAAAAAUAAUAAUAUUAUCAAUCCUACAGAUUGUGAACAUCUUUUGCUAAGUGCAGAAAAAGACGCACCUGUAGAUGCUAUAUUUAAUCUUGCUGUUGUUUUGAAAGAUAAUAUUUUAAAGAAUCAAACUAUCGAGAGUUUCGUAGAAUCUUUCAGAGCUAAAGCCUGGCCGACACUGAUGUUGGAUGAACUGUCUAGAAAGAUUUGCCCUAAACUCCGACAUUUUGUUGUGUUCUCUUCGGUUUCCUGUGGCAGAGGAAACGCCGGCCAAACUAAUUACGGCAUGGCUAAUUCCGUGAUGGAAAGGAUAUGCGAAAGAAGGGUAAAGGAUGGAUUUCCUGGUUUAGCGAUACAGUGGGGAGCUAUAGGUGAUGUAGGUCUUGUUGCUGACAUGCAGGAGAAUGACAAAAAACUCGUUAUUGGUGGCACGCUGCAACAAGGAAUAUUAUCUUGCCUUAACGAACUCGACAAAUUCUUACUUCAGAAUCGGCCGAUCGUAAGCAGCAUGGUAGUGGCUGAAAAGAAACAGAGAGCAUCCGAAUUCACCAAUAUUUUCGAAAUUGUUGCUGCUAUUAUGAAUAUAAAAGACGUUAAAAAAUUAAGUCAGACUACAUCUCUGGCCGAGCUUGGGAUGGACUCUAUGAUGGCAGUGGAGAUUAAACAAACUAUGGAACGUGACUUCAACGUGUACCUCUCCUUACAAGAAAUACGAAGUCUUACCUUUGCAAAACUCUUUGAUAUGUCUGACACAAAGACUAUUGUUAAAGAAACAUCUGAAAAAGCUACAUCUGAUGAGAGAACCGAGAACAUAUUUGGUAUUGUACAAAACGAAGAUUUCAUCUCUGAAAUCUUUGUAGACUUGUCGCCUAAAAACAAAGAAAGUGCUACUCAAGUCUUUCUUAUACCAGGAAUUGAUGGUUGUGGAACUAUAUUUAAUCAUUUAGAGAUGUAUAUUAAAUUUUCUGCAACAUCUUUGCAUUAUAAUACAAAUGUUAUUUCCACUUGUAAUACUUUGUCAAAGAUGGUUGAGAUUCUCGAACAGGUUAUAUUAAAAAAAUUACAAGACAAAAAAGAUUUUGUCAUGGUUGGAUAUUCCUUCGGAGCUAUUCUCGCAAUAGAACUUGCAACACGAUUGGAAACCGUAGGCUUUAAAGGUCGAAUAGUUCUUAUCGAUGGUGCACCUGAUCACUUAGUGUUACUAAACAAGCAUCAUAUAAAAUUAUUUGUAGAAUCUGCAGGAAGUAAUGAUGCAGAAAUGCAAGUUUCUAUUUUUAUUAGUAUUCUGAAAAGUUAUAAAAUCAAAAUAAGUAAACAGGAAUUCUUGAUGGAAUUGCAAAAGUGUAAAAAUAACGAAGAGAGAUUUGACAUUUUUGCAAAAUACUUUUUGGCUCAUACCUCAAUGCUCUCGCUUGCAAAUUUGAGGACACUGUAUACAACAGUGUAUAAACAUACACUUAUUCUUCAGAAAUAUGAUACUUCUGCUAUACCACGUAUUAAAUUGCCUGUAACUUUGCUGAAACCUACAAAUCCUUCCGUGCUUGAGGCCGACGAGGAUUACGGUUUACACAAAAUAACAUCUAAUGUGACGAUACAGUACGUUGAAGGGAAUCACGUGACAAUUUUGAGAAAUCCUAAGGUGAUUACUGCAAUAAAUGGAGAAAUUUAAUGUAUUCUUUCAUAUGAGAUAACAUAAGUGGAGGUGAGGAAAGUCAAUUGUAACAUGGAGCAAUUGUAACAGUCAAUACAAAAAUAUCAUAGAGUUGAAAAAAAUAUUUUUUGUUUUUAAUUAUGUUUUCCUAUUUGAGUUCUUAAGUUGACGAGAAUUCUAAAU